UGUAUGUAAAUUAUUAGUCUUCUGUUCGUAAAAGGGAAAAUCUAAAAUAUUGUACAUGAAGAGGAGAAAAAGGAGUCCCAAUAAUAGGAACAAAAGAGAUAGCAUCAUUGAUUUGAAUUCUUCUCCAUGGUUGGUGCUCGUGCCACCGCUAAGUUUACCCAUCACGUUCUUAGAUGUGGAUCUCGCGGUUCCAUGUGGCGUCCAUACACAACUAUGCCAAAGCUACAAGCGUUAAGACAUCAAAACACAUAUGAUUACCAAUAGCGUUUACGUUAGCAGCUGCCAUGUGGUGGAACUCAAUCCAUUAUUCUUAUCGCAGCAAUUAUUGUAGCACAAGUUGUUUAAUAUCAUCAACCCCAAAUGCAUAGGUAAAAUUAACAAUGAUAUCUCACUUAAUUAGGUAGGUAAUUAGUAGAGAUUCCAAUUAAAAUUAGACAAUUAGGAAGAUACGACGCAGUUUGGAGCGCAUUGCAUCUUUCCUUCUCUGUGACGAGGGAGCGCACAUGCUUAAAUAGCUUUUUCAAAAAUUCGAAAGUAUUUAAAAAAGAAAAAAUACAGAGAACCUGAUCAAUAAUAAAAGCGAAGAAGAGGAGGAGAGACGAACGAAGAGGAGAAACCAAACACGAGAGAUCCAAUCUUUAUUAAACGACGGACAUGCAAUCACCAGGAAAGGUUCGUCGUAGAGUAUUGGGGAAGUCAUCGGCGCCUCAAAUUUGCAGGCAGCAGUCUUUAACUCGAGACAUAGGCCAUGCGGCGGCGGAAACGUAUUUGAUAACUCGUCUUAGCUUCGACCUUCUUGGAUAUCUCGGGGUAGGUUAUCGGUGGAUCACAAGAUUACUUGCUCUUGCUUGUUAUGCAAUCCUCCUUAUGCCUGGAUUUCUUCAAGUUGCAUAUCAUUAUUUUUUCUCACCCCAAGUUAGGAGGAGUAUUGUAUAUGGAGAUCAACCUAGGAAUAGGCUGGAUUUGUACCUACCACCACCAACAAGUGACGGCCUUAAGCCUGUUGUAGUUUUCGUGACGGGUGGAGCUUGGAUUAUCGGGUACAAAGCUUGGGGUUCUCUCUUGGGACUGCAGCUAGCAGAAAGGGAUAUCAUUGUUGCAUGUCUUGAUUACAGAAACUUCCCUCAGGGAACAAUUAGUGAUAUGGUGAGAGAUGUUUCUCAAGGAAUCUCAUUUGUCUGCAAUAGCAUCUCUGCAUUUGGAGGCGAUCCUAAUAGAAUCUAUUUGAUGGGGCAAUCAGCUGGUGCACAUAUCUCUUCAUGUGCUCUCAUCGAACAAGCCAUCAAAGAAUCAAAUGGAGAGAGAAUCUCAUGGAGUGCUUCUCAGAUAAAAGCUUACUUUGGUUUAUCUGGCGGGUACAAUCUCUUCAAUAUGGUCGAACACUUCCAUAACCGAGGCCUGUAUCGUUCUAUUUUCCUUAGCAUAAUGGAAGGAGAAGAGUCAUUUGAACAAUACUCUCCUGGCAUCCGAUUGAAAGAGCCGAGAGUAAGAAAAGCUGCAUCUCUCUUGACUCAUAUUGUGCUUUUUCAUGGAUCUAAAGACUACUCCAUCCCAUGUGAAGCAAGCAAAACUUUCGCAGAAGCUCUUCAAGGUGUUGAAGUUAAAACAGACCUAAUUGUGUACGAUGGUAAAACUCACACCGAUCUAUUUCUUCAGGAUCCUUUGAGAGGUGGUAAAGACGAGCUGUUUGAUCAUAUAGUCGCUAUGAUACACGCCAAUGACCGUGACGCUUUGGGUAAAGAUGCGGUUGCGCCGCCGAGAAGACGGCUUGUGCCGGAGUUUUUGCUGAAACUGGCUGGUAAGGUCAGCCCUUUUUGAACAAUGAAAACUAUCCGUUUCUUGUAACUUGUUCUUGUUCUGUUUCUUCUUCUUCUUCGAUUUGUGUAUUUAUUUUACUAAUAUACUUUGGAUAUGUAAAAAGACUCCCACAUGUUAAUAUGAUUGAAUUAUAUAGCCUCUCUUUUCCUAAGCAAAGCC
Raphanus sativus (radish) is the source of this 1977-nucleotide messenger RNA. Its product is annotated as probable isoprenylcysteine alpha-carbonyl methylesterase ICMEL2. Bases 655 to 1818 code for a protein of 387 amino acids. The record is from RefSeq and is a predicted model, not a curated record. Lineage: Eukaryota; Viridiplantae; Streptophyta; Magnoliopsida; Brassicales; Brassicaceae. The transcript has 11 exons.